Messenger RNA from Xyrauchen texanus (razorback sucker), 1751 nucleotides. RefSeq lists its product as uncharacterized. NCBI's taxonomy places the organism in Eukaryota, Metazoa, Chordata, Actinopteri, Cypriniformes, Catostomidae. The transcript is spliced from 5 exons. The coding region runs from base 225 to 1751 and encodes 508 amino acids. The record is from RefSeq and is a predicted model, not a curated record.
CUUCUUCUUCUUAAAGACUAUUUUACCUUCUGGGGUAGGAGCACCUGAAGUAUUUCUGUGAUUUGUAUUUCUUUUUGGUUCUUUCCUGAACAUCUCAACAAACAUCAAAUAUUACUCUGUUGUUUAAACUGGCAUCUCCAGAUUGCCUUGGGUGCUUCUACCCCAGGGGUAUCUGUGACUGCAGCCAAGACUCUGAGAUCGCCUCUCCAAGUUUGAGGGAGUUGAUGGCCGAAUAUACCAUCGAAUUUGCUGCCAUCGUGUUGGAGGAGGAACGUUUCUGGAUGGUUCUUUUUUGUAACCGUUCAAGAAUGCGUGCCGGUCCAGAAACACGAACCCGAAUCAGAAAUCCCCCACCCAGAAUCAUCAUUGUGUGUCCUGCUGACUUCAGUAAGCUCUGGAAGUCCAGCACCGGCCAGGUGAAGAUUUCUUCCAAACCUCUGGAGAACUGCGGCUCUUCUGUGACAACUAUAGUCCGAAACUGUCCAUCUGUAGAGUGGUGCAAUACCAGCGAGGGACUUCAAAGCAUUUGUUAUAUUAAAAACAUAUGGGCUGAUGCUCUCCACUAUCUUCACACAGUCCAACAUAUCCUCACUACGCCCCACAGUCAUGUGUACCCUUCCCUUUCACUGGAUGUUGUGUCCCCCCCUCUAAUCUCUGGCCCCACACUUCCUGCAGCUGUGCCCCUCAUAUGUUUCCAGAGACUCAAUCUCUCUUCAUUACACCCAUCAAUAGAGAACUUGGUAAUACGAGAUGCUAAUGGUGAAUUCAAAUUUAGCGAGGAUUAUAAUAACAUGAAUAUUCUUAAGAUAAUUCUUCAGAUUAUUAAGAAGCAUUCUCCUGAUUUAUCUGUUCGUUAUUCUGACCAUCUUUCAUUAUUAUUCCCUGUAAAUAAAACUCUGUCAAAUACAAUUUCAGACGAUAUAAGAGAACGUAAUGAAAAUAAAGAUAAAAUAGGUUUAAAAAAUCAAUCUGCAUUUGUUUCUGUAGAAUAUAAAGAUGGUACAAGGAAACAAUUUAAAGCCCAUAAACCGCAAAGGAAGCAUAUAUGUGAUAAGAAAUACAAAAUGCAUCAUAGUGAAAUAGAAUGUAUGCGUGAAAUAGAAAAAGAAAUAUCUCGCAAUAGAAAUAAAAUUAAGCUAAUUGAUCUUGUUUCAAUUCUAUUCUUCUGUGAUGAUUGUGUUUUCCGUUUGGCUAAAUUAUGUGAUUCACAUCCCAUACCUUUCAGAAAUAGUUUUUUUAAAAUAUAUAAAGAUAAUAGUAUUGUGAAAAAGAUUAAGCGUGACCUAAAAGAAUUAGAGAAUGAUCCUGCAUAUGUGAGUAUGUUACAUGCACUUAAAACUAAAGUAAAGCUUGAACACAGUAAGUCAGAGUUUACAGCUUUCCCCAACAAAAGCAUGAAGAAACAAUUCACUAAAUCAAUAAAAACAGCGAUACCAGGCGAGAACAAAGGUUUGUUUAAUAUAGAUUGUAGUAUUAAUUAUCCCAGUAAUGUAAAUAUAGAUGAGUACAGGAGCUGUGGGCAACGGGAGGCAGAUAAAUUUGCGGAAUAUAUGAGGAACAAGGGAGUUAGUGAUGAGAAUUGUAAAAUACUUUUUUGUAAGAUGUGGAAUGAACAAGUUGAAAAUGAAUUUGACAAGUUUAUAGAUGACAAGAUCAUGGAUUACUUUAUUGUGGUUUUUAAUAAAUUAACUGUGGAAAGUAUUAAAGCCCAAAAUCAUCAUUUUAAUAUACAUAGGAUAGAGGAAGUGUAG